AUGCUUCAUUUUUUUUCUCUUCUCCUUCUGGUUUUAUUGACUUCAUCUGGUAUUUCGAAUAUUAUUGAAAAAGAAAAUGGAUUACAGGAGAAUUAUAUAAGAAUUGAGAUAAUCAUACAAAAAUACAAAGCACUUGGAGCAACGGAAAUAGAUGAAGUCAAAAAUGAACGAUACGAUUUCCGAUUUUGCGCUUGCAACAAUGAGACUUCCGAACCAGAAAGAAGUGGCGAUUGUAGCUGUUCGACAGUUGUUAGCGGUCAGACAACUCAAAACUCAAUACCGCAAGCACUGUACUCCUCUAGCUGCGUUCAUAACCCUCACUAUAACAAAUGUUUAAUCGCUCAGAUCACAGCUAAUACCACUCAGAAUAUGUUGUACAUAGAAAUUAGGAUUGGCCCGUAUCAUUUGACAGAUCCACCGUACCAGUCAAUUACGAAUUCCAAAUUCAAAAACACCGCGCUGUUGUCAUGCUCCAAGGACAUCCGUUGUCAGGAUUGCAUCCCUUGCAAAAGCGGAUUCAUUCAGCUCAGUUAUAUCAGUUUGUCCAGUGCCCCACUAGCUGAUUCAGAACAAUCAUAUAUGUCAGCUGCCGUACGAUUCGACAAAACGGAAAAAUGGCCGGAUAAAUCAUUAAGAAAAUUGUCUUUCACAGAAACAAACAUGCAGAAUUUUGAUAGCAUUGCAAAGAUUAAGGAACGCUUAUUACAAAGCGCCAAAAAACAUCAUUUAUCACCUGCUCAGUUCAAUAUUGCUAUUUACAAGGAUGCUCUUGUUAGUGGACACAAUGUUUAUCGUAACAAACAUGGUGUCGGUUUGCUUGAAACCAACAGUGAACUUGAACGGAUAGCUGAAAUGUGGGCAGAACGUUUAGCUAGCAAAGCGGAUUGCUUGAUACACGACCCAUCAAAAAGGUUUGGAGAAAACUUAUUCUACUACGCGACAAAUUUAUUGCCAGACGAAGAAACAAUGGCACUAAUGACUGUCCAGAGCUUCUAUGUUGAAGCACAUGGAUAUAAUUAUAAAACGCAUCAUCACUUGGAUUACCACCGCACUGGACACUUUACUCAACUUGUAUGGAAGUCCACAACACAAGUGGGUGUUGGCGUAGCAAUGCGAAACUUCAGUGGACGCCGUGUUAACAAAUGUCAGCCUGAUUUCCCGUCUACACUCAUUUAUGUUGUUGUUAAGUAUGACCCACCCGGAAAUGUACUUGAUAAGAGAAAUUAUGACGACAAUGUUUUGCCACCCAUAGAGUAA
This is a messenger RNA of Brugia malayi, 1257 nucleotides long. RefSeq lists its product as uncharacterized. NCBI's taxonomy places the organism in Eukaryota, Metazoa, Nematoda, Chromadorea, Rhabditida, Onchocercidae. Bases 1 to 1257 code for a protein of 418 amino acids. The transcript has 9 exons. Gene Ontology annotation, cellular component: extracellular region. The record is from RefSeq and is a predicted model, not a curated record.